Papilio machaon (common yellow swallowtail) is the source of this 2022-nucleotide messenger RNA. RefSeq names its product protein I'm not dead yet. The record is from RefSeq and is a predicted model, not a curated record. Lineage: Eukaryota; Metazoa; Arthropoda; Insecta; Lepidoptera; Papilionidae. Gene Ontology annotation, biological process: monoatomic anion transmembrane transport; citrate transport. Gene Ontology annotation, molecular function: citrate transmembrane transporter activity; succinate transmembrane transporter activity. The transcript has 16 exons. Gene Ontology annotation, cellular component: membrane. The coding region runs from base 1 to 1719 and encodes 572 amino acids.
AUGGGUGGAUUUCUCUCUUGGAGGAGAUCGACGGCUCAAACGCCAAUAGUCGAAUACGCGGAUCGAGUAAAAAAUGCUUUAUAUAAUAAUUUCCGAGGCAUCAUUGGAUUCAUUCCGCCAGUUCUUAUUUUACCUUGGUUUUUCGAAAUGGGUCAGCACGACAGAACAGUGAUACUCAUGUGGGUCACUAUGAUAUGGAUGUUCUUUUGGCAACCGACGAGUAUUCAAGCCUGUGGACUUAUACCGAUGUUCAUGCUCCCAAUGUGCGGUGUGCUUUCUAGUUCUCGUGUUUGUCAAUGUUAUUUUAAUGAUAUCGCAGCCCUUCUUCUGAUGGGCACUAUGGUUCAUUUACUUUUAAACAACUCUGGGGUGGAUCGCCGAAUUGCGCUCUGGUUCCUUUGUGCCGGUAACUCAAGUCAAUUUUCAGGAAUCAGACUCGUCUACAAAGCUAGUAUGGCUGCAUUUUUACUGUCAGCAGUUUGUAAUAAAUUUAUUGUGACAUCUAAUAUUAUAGACAUCAUGACAGUGGUGCUAACAAGUCUACAGGGAAAAUCAAAAAGCCGCACGGAUUUUAAAAAACUAAAAUAUAUUAUAAACAACGCGAUUCAAACAGCCUCUUCAAUUGGUAGCAUUUGUAUCAUUCAUGCGUCGUAUGCUACAUUAUUUUUCCGAGGCAUCUGGUUUGUGAGUGCUCCCGAGGGAAUGGAGUACCCGGACAUUUUCAACUAUUUGCAAUACUGUUGCUACGCCAUUCCCACUGCUUUGGUCAUGUUCUUAUGUAACGUAUUUUAUCACAUGGCACUUAUCAUCAGGAUUACUCGUGCACCUUUCAGUGAUAGUGAUAUGGUAGAAGUUAAGAAAUUAUUGCACGAACAAAAGAAAGUUUUGCCGGAAAAAAUGGGCUCGCAUGAAAAGCUAACUCUAAUCUUUGCAACAAUAGCAAUGCUUGCUUUUAUUUUCCGCUGGUGUGUUUGGUUGAAUAUGGGCUGGGCAACAUUUCGAAGAGAAGCUAUAUCACCAUCGAUACCUGGUAUCAAAGAUGCUACAGUUGCAGCGAUAUUUAUUAUGGUACUACAUUUACUACCAAGAACAUUAGGAUUCACGAGAUUUCUGACUGCUAAAAGAAAAAGUCAAUUGACAAUGAAACCAGAAUCUGCAAUACUAUUUUGGCGUUUUGUUAAUAAGCACACAAACUAUGGAUAUUUCUUUUUGCUUGGUGGCGGCGUUUCCUUGAAUGUAGCAGUACGAAGUACAGAUUUAUGCGCAUCGAUAUCGGCGGGUUCAGGAAAAUAUUUAACAGACUAUAUCUGGUGUUUGUCACUUUUUCUGGUUGUGUUCAUCGCAAUUUUCCUAGCCAAUAUAAUGCCCGGGGUCGCUGCUUGUUGCAUAUUUUUACCCUUUGUUGUUAACAUGGCCGAAGAACCAGACGCGCCGGUACCGUGGCCAAAGAGAGUUUACAUUGGUGCUCUCGGCGUUGGCGUAGCCAGUUCCAUGACCUUUAUGUUUCCAUUUUUAAAUACACCUGCAUAUUUUUGCAAUACAACUGGAAAAGUUCCCAGGGGAAUUAUGGCAAAAUACUCCAUACUUAGUGUGAUUAUUUGUGGUAUUAUUAUUUGGUUGUCUUUAUGCUAUUGGGCGCCUAUAGUUUGGGAUCCUACUGGUGAGGGAAUUUCGCCCGUAAUUAGUCCAUCUGGUAACAAUACCACAUUGCUGCUGUAGACAAUAAAAGGAAGGCCCAGCCGCAAAACUGUUAUGCGUUUCGAGUAAAGUAUUGUAUUGUAGUUCUUUUUUUAUUUGAUUCAAUUUGUGAAGUUUACUCACUACUUUUUUUAAGAGAAAACUGCGGGGUACGAAGUUAAAGCCGGUGUUGUUAGGGUUAUUAGCGCGGCAAUAUUAUUAACAUGAGAUAUGGGCUAAAAAAUUUAAGGCAGGCCUAGUAUAUGAUGCUAAAGCAUAUAUAUGUAUAGUUAAUCCAGUCAUCUUAAUUAAUACCCAGCUAAAAACUCGUAUAUACUUGUAUUU